AUGACCAAACGAGACCUGCCCAAUGGCUUGCAGACGGCGGCCAAGCGGCGACGCACGCAGAACGAACAGGAGGGCGGGUUCGACGACGACAUUGACGAAGAACAACGGACGUACAACAACGAGAUUCGAGAACACGACCAGCAACACGGGUCCCAGGUGAUUCCCCGACCCAGUCUCGACAUGUGCGCAAAGACGGGCUACCGACCGGGCAGCAUUCUCCAGAUUUACAUGAAAAACGUCAUGUCCUACGACGAGUGUCUCGUCAACUUUGGACCCACUCUCAACUUUGUGAUUGGCCCUAAUGGCUCUGGUAAGAGUACCAUGCUCGCUGCCAUUUGUCUGGCGUUCGCCGCCCCCAUCACGUGCAUGGGCAAGGCGGCUCUUAAAGCGCAGCAGCUCAUCAAAUCGACCAAGGACGCGCUGGAGGUGCGGGUCGUGGUCAAGAACUUUGCAGGCAUGCCGGACCUCACGUUCAAACGAACGCUGACACGCGAUGAGAAGCUGGGCAGGUUCUUCAUCAAUGGCAAGUCGGCUACAAUGAAGGAGGUUCGUGCUACCGCUCGAGAGCUCGACAUUCAGAUCGUGUCCAUGACCCGUUUCCUGCCCCAGGAUCGAGUCAAGGACUUCACCACCAUGAGCCCCAAAGAGCUGCUUAUCACCACCAUGGAGGAUGUCGGGUACCAAAACAUGCGCAGCCACUACGACUCGCUGGUAAACCAGCAGGAACACAGUGCUGGCGAUGAACACAGACUGCAGCUGGCCACAAAUGCACUUGCGGAUCUGGACCGACGAAGAAACGAUCUCACUGACAAAAUCGCCCAGCUGGAGGAGCGCGAGAAGCAGGAAGAGAUGGUCAAGAAGCUGGAAAAGGUGGCUGUUUACAGUAAAGGAAUUUUCCUCAAACAGGAGACUGAGCGUAUCAAGGCCGAGGUGGCACAGUUGAAUGCCGCGAGCAAAGAUCUGGCUGAGGAGAGAGAGACUCUGAGCAAGAAGAUGAGCUCGUACCAACAAGUUAUCAAGACAUCCGAAAAUGACAUGUCUCAAAAGGAGGAAAAGGCCAAACAGUACUGGCGCAAGUACCGAGAGCUCCGUAACAAGGAUAAGGAGAUUGCGGGCAAGAUGGCCAAGCACGAAGGAGACUUUGAGGCUGCGCAGCGCCGUCUCGACAAGCACGAAGAGGGAACCAAGGUGCUGCAGGACAAAGUCCAGGAGGACCAGUCGAAAUACACUGCAAUGUGCAGGGAGUUGGACGACCCCGCCUUUCAGGAGAAGAAGGAGGAUCUCAAGGCCAAACUGGCUGAGUUCGAUAAGGACUACAGCGAGACCAAACAGGUGGUGCGUGACUUGGAAGCCAAAGGACGGAACGAAUCAGACAAGGCUGAUCAGGUUCACUCUGCAUUGGAGUCCGAGAGGCGUGUAAACAACCGGUUUGUGCCUGUGCAGCGGAUCAACAUGAACCUGAUCCAAAAGGUCAAACAGAUCGCUCCUCCGGACCAGUUCAGGUACACGCUCCCUGCCAUCAACACGGUUCGUCUUAAACAAAACAACGUCGAUGACCAGAGAAUGGUGAAUGCCGUGGUCAGGGCCACUGCCCAGCACUUUGUGGCUCGUGAUUCCAGUUCUGCCGCCCAGAUUAUGCGUGUUGAAGAUAGAAUUACUGUUCGAGAAAUAUCCAAGCCGUUUGAGGAGGCGUCUCGUAAUGUGCCUGUCGACCGGGUACGGCUUCGAGGGUACGGUUUUGACGGCUACAUUUUGGACCUUAUUGAAGGUCCUGAUCAUAACCUGGCUCAUCUUUGCGAGGCAGCCAAGAUCCACGCUGUUCCUUACAGUCGACAGGGACUUACUCCCGAGCAAAUCUCGAAGUUGCCUCCGUCCCUCAACAGAUUCAUCUCCAAGAACAUGCUGUACACCAUCAAGCAGUCCCGGUACGGACAGCGGUACACCUCUACCAAGUCCGAGCCGAUCGACACCUAUCCUCCCAAAAAGGAUUCUCAGAUCAUCUACGAGAAGGUGCCUGAUCGGUCCCAAGAGCAGGAACUACAGGAGCAGUAUGAUGAACUUGUGCAGCGACUCAGACCCUUGAAGGAGGAAGUCAAGAUUGCUAAAAGUUUGCUUCAGGACAAGGCUCACUUGAAAACUGAGACUGUAGACAAGCUGCGUCAAUACCGGACCAGGGAAGGUAAGAAGGAUAUUCUGGCCAAGAACCUGCAUACUGCCAAGGUCAAGCUCAAGGAGCACGUCGAAAACCCUCCAGCGGGCAUUGAGGAGGUCAAGGCUCUUAUUGAAAAGAAACGAAACGAGACCCGCGACGAGAUUGCUGCCAAUAUGCUUGAUCGAGUCAAGGUGAUCAAGAAGCUGGGCCAGCUCAUUCCUGACGCUCAGAAGGACGCCAUUGCGCUUGCCCGAGCAAAUGUGUUGGUUGCUAGUCUCAGAUCCCGAUACGCCGAGGUGGAGGCGGAGCGUGCCCAGUUCAAAGAAAAGUUCCAGCGUCUCAAGGACCGAUACAAAGCUGCCAAGGCUGAAUACGAGGCGUUCAUGGCGAACAAGGAGGAGGUGGAGCCCGAGUACGUGUUGUUUUUCGAAGAGCUCAAGGCGCAGUACGAUGGCCCGGAUCUCCAGGCGCAUGUGGAUGCCCAGAUUGAUGUUCUUCGCCAGGAGCUGACGUUUGCCAAUGUCGAUAUGGAUGCUCGAAACAAGUACGAAGAGGUGAUCCGACAGGCCCAGCGCACCAAGCAGGAGGUGGUCUAUCUCACCAACAAACGAGACAAUGCCGCUGAGGAGAUGCAGAAGAUCAUCGACGUGUUUGUGCCCGAGCUUGAGAGAAUCGUCAAUAUUGUUUCUUCACGGUUUGCCGAGCUUCUCAAAAAGAAAGAAAAGGCUUCUGGUUUGGUUGUUUUGAGAACCGCCAAGGAGAAGGCCAACCCUAACGAUCCUGGUCCCGAGGAGCCUCUCCCGUUUUCCCAAUGGGGUAUUGAGAUUAUGGUCAGUUUCCGAGAGGGAGGCAACAAGUGUAAGCUCGAUGGAACAACCCAGUCUGGAGGAGAGCGGUCCAUUUCGAUCGGAACUUAUCUUUUGGCGCUACAGGGGGUGGCUCCUGUGGCUUUCCGGGCUCUGGACGAGAUCAAUCAGGCACUGGAUGCCAAGAACGAGGUGAUUAUGAACCAGCAUGUUGCCGACACGGCUGCGGACUUUGACCAGCAGCUAUUUUUGCUAUCGCCCAAGCUCAUUCACUUCAAUUACCCCAAGAAGAUGCGAAUUCUGACAAUUUGCAACGGUUCCGGUGUCGCAACCAAGGGAGCCACUGGAGGUUCCUUCUUGGCUCUCAAGCAUCUCCAGCAGGUGUUUUCGGAAUAG
Yarrowia lipolytica CLIB122 is the source of this 3354-nucleotide messenger RNA. The record is from RefSeq and is a predicted model, not a curated record. Lineage: Eukaryota; Fungi; Ascomycota; Dipodascomycetes; Dipodascales.